Molecule: messenger RNA, 1785 nt
Organism: Candidula unifasciata
Lineage: Eukaryota; Metazoa; Mollusca; Gastropoda; Stylommatophora; Geomitridae
Source: the annotation of a GenBank genome assembly
AUGGCAGUUGGCAGCAGACAAGUUUUGUUGGGGGUGUUGUCCAGAAAAUUCAGUGUCAUCACAAAACCAAUAAAACCAACAAAAUCUGGGAACUCUUUGUCUGUGCACAGAUGUAUAUCAUCCUCGUCUUUUGUGAAUAAUUACGCCAAGACAUUCGCGGAUGCAUUGGAGAAACCAGAAGAGUUUUGGUCAGCGGCCGCAGACAAGGUUCAUUGGUUCAAGAAAUGGAACAAAGUCUUGGACCAGAGCAGAUGGCCUUUCACACAGUGGUUUGUUGGAGGGGAGCUGAACACUUGCUACAAUGCUGUCGAUCGCCACGUAUCAGCUGGAAGGGGAGAAGAUCUGGCAAUUAUUCACGACAGUCCGGUCACAAGCAGUAUCAGACGUAUUACAUAUAAUGAAUUGUUAAAACUGGUGGAGGACUUUGCUGGUGCCCUUGUGGCUCAGGGUGUGAGGGCAGGAGAUCGAGUGGUCAUUUACAUGCCCAUGAUCCCUGAGGCUAUGGUUGCUAUGCUUUCCUGUGCUAGGAUUGGUGCCGUCCAUUCACUGGUGUUCGGAGGCUUUGCAGCAAAGGAGUUGUCAGUUAGAGUGGCUCAUACGGAGCCAACUGUUAUUGUGAGUGCAAACUGUGGGGUGGAGCCUACAAGAGUUGUAGAGUACAAACCCCUUCUGGAUGAAGCCCUACAGUUGAUUGACUUCAAACCCAGGAGAUGCAUCAUAUUCAACAGACCACAAUUCGCACCUGCCACCCUAAAGAAGGGGAGAGAUGUGGAGUGGAACGAUGCAGUCUCUCAGGGCAAGCCAGCAGAGUGUGUGCCGGUCCCUGCCACAGAUCCGCUGUAUUUACUGUAUACGUCAGGGACUACAGGUUUACCAAAGGCUGUGGUACGACCAAGUGGAGGACAUGCUGUGGCCUUGAUGUGGACCAUGGGGAAUGUGUACGGCAUGAAGCCUGGCGAUGUGUGGUGGGCAGCCUCAGAUCUGGGUUGGGUGGUUGGACACUCAUACAUCACCUAUGCCCCCUUGUUAAGUGGAGUUACAUCUGUGAUAUAUGAGGGAAAACCUGUUGGCACCCCAGACCCAGGAGCUUUCUUUCGAGUUCUUCGGGAGCACCAAGUCAAAGCCUUGUUUGUGGCACCCACAGCACUCAGGGCCAUUCGUGCAGAAGAUCCGCAUGGAGAUUUUAUAAAGCCUCACUUACCACUAGAUAAAUUUGAGACAUUGUUUGUCGCUGGAGAGCACUGUGACCCAGAGACAGCACUGUGGAUACAGGAUCUGAUACAGAAACCAGUGCUGGACCACUGGUGGCAGACUGAGACUGGUUGGGCAAUAACUGCUACCUGUAGAAGUUUGGGCAUGGAUUUGUACCCGUCUCCUGGCACAACAGGCAAACCUGUGCCUGGAUGGAAUGUUCAAGUGUUGAAACCUGAUGGACAACAGACCAAAGCUGGAGAGCUGGGACAGAUCUUUGUCAAACAACCUCUACCGCCAGGAUUCAUGUCUACACUGUACAAGGCUGACCAGAGGUUUCACGAGACCUACUUCAGCACAAUGCCAGGCUACUAUGAUACUAUGGACUGUGGGAUUCGAGAUGACAAGGGCUAUAUUUCUGUACUGUCUCGCAGUGACGAUGUCAUCAAUGUGGCAGGUCAUAGAUUGUCAUGUGGCACAAUCGAAGAGGCAGUUUUAGAUUGCUCUGAGGUAGUUGAGGCUGCAGUUAUUGGAGUACCAGACAAGCUCAAGGGCAGUGUACCGCUGGGAUUGUGUGUGGUCAGACAUGGUUAG